Colletotrichum karsti is the source of this 4320-nucleotide messenger RNA. RefSeq lists its product as uncharacterized. The record is from RefSeq and is a predicted model, not a curated record. Bases 1 to 4320 code for a protein of 1439 amino acids. Gene Ontology annotation, molecular function: polygalacturonase activity. NCBI's taxonomy places the organism in Eukaryota, Fungi, Ascomycota, Sordariomycetes, Glomerellales, Glomerellaceae. The transcript has 3 exons.
AUGUGGUUGACACGCCCCCUCGGAGUGCUGGUCGCGAUGGCUUCAGCCGUCGCGACUCAGUCGGCGUCUGCACCAAUUGACUCAUACCGCACUCUCACCAUGCCAAACGGCCCAGUCGGCACAUCGCCUCCCCUUCCAGAAGGAACUCCUCAGCCUCCUCCCGACUACGCCAGGGGACAUGCCAACAACCAACGCGGCAUUGCGCCCGACAAGCAUAACAUGACCGGACCGUACGUUGGAGACCGCGAGAUGCGAGCGCGGCCAUCCAACGGAACUGCCAAGAUCGCCGCUGCCGGCGACGGCUACUGGCUCUCGGAACUUGGGUCUCUGGGGAAGUCUCCCUUCGCGCCAGCAGGUUACCAGUUCUUCCGCAACGUCAAGGACUUCGGCGCUGUCGGCGACGGCGUGACGGAUGACACGGCGGCCAUCAACCGGGCCGUGUCGUCUUUCAGCAUUGACAACCAGGACGACGUCCGCUGCGACGGCGACUGUGGCUCCACGACCACUCUCACAGCCGUGGUUUACUUCCCGGCAGGAACCUAUCUCAUCUCGAGCCCGAUCAUUCAGUACUACUACACGCAGUUCGUAGGUAAUCCUUGGGAGAGGCCUACCAUCAAGGGCGCGCCCGACUUCGAGGGAAUCGCCCUCUUCGACGCAAAUUUCUACAUCCCUGGAGGCAACGGCGACCAGUGGUAUGUCAAUCAGUCCAACUUCUUCCGCCAGAUCCGCAACUUCAUCUUCGAUAUGCGAGGCAUGAAUCGCACCAAUUACCAGAACGACCAGGAGUAUGUACCUGCCGGCAUCCACUGGCAGGUCGGCCAGGCCACGAGCAUAUCCCACUGUCACUUCGAAAUGCCGCUGUCAGACGCCUCAGGGUCGACGACGGCCAUCGGCAUCUUUAUGGAAAAUGGCAGCGGCGGCUCCGUGGAUGACCUGACCUUCUUCGGUGGUAACAUCGGCUUCCUCGCCGGCAGCCAACAGUUCACAGCUACGAACCUGCGCUUCGAGCUCUCUCUGACGGCUAUCAAGCAAGAGUGGAACUGGGGCUUCGUCUGGAAGAACAUCUACGUCCAGGCCGCCUACGUUGCCAUCGACUGUACUGCCUUCUCCGAGUCGACGAGCCCGCCUCAGGGUACCGGCUCCAUCAGUGUGAUUGACUCCCACUUCAACGGCGUGCCGUAUGCCAUCACUGUGGCCAGAGAAGCCGGGCAACAACCAGCCAUCGUCCUAGACAAUCUUCUCGUUGAAAAUUCGGCGUCCGUGGUCCUUGUCUCUGGUGGUGAGACCCUCUUGGCAGGGUCCUCCGGCCCCCUCUUCUUCCCAUCGUGGGUUUCCGGCUUCCAAACCCAGCCGAACGGCCUGUCGGGAAAGCGCUCCGGCUUUCAGGCCGCCAUUCCCAACAAGCCGACCUCCCUGCUCGACGGCUCCGGCAAGUACUAUUACAAGUCAAAGCCGCAGUACUCAGGCCAAUCUCCCCUCGUUGCCACUAGUCUCGGCGUCUCCAACGACGGGACCGGCGACCAGACGUCGGCCAUCAAUAGUCUACUUCAAUCCAACGUCGGGAGCACCAUAUUCUUUCCGGCCGGCGUGUACAUGGUCCGCGGCACCAUUGAGGUGCCGGUGGGCUCCAUCAUCACCGGAUCCGGUUGGAGCACGAUCAUGGGCGAGGGGUCGUACUUUGAAGACGAGUCCAAGCCGCAGGUCAUGGUCAGGGUCGGCAAGCCCGGCGACUCGGGAGUCAUCGAAAUCUCAGAUAUGCUCUUCACCGUCAAGGGCGCUACCGCUGGCGCCAUUCUUAUGGAGUGGAAUGUCCACGAAUCCAGCCAGGGGUCAGCCUCCAUGUGGGACAGCCACUUCCGCGUCGGCGGUAAUGCUGGCAGUGGUCUUCUGUUGGAUGACUGCCCAGCCCAGGCCGGUUCCGUCGUGAGGGAAUGCAUGUCGGCGAGUAUGUUGCUCCAUAUCACCGACCGGUCCUCGGGCUUCUUCGACAACGUUUGGGUCUGGGUGGCCGACCACGACCUCGACGAUCCGGCCAACGCCGAUGCCUAUGUGGGGCCGGGCGGCAUUCCUGUCAAUACCGCCGUCGAGAUCUCCGUGUAUGCAGGACGCGGCGUUCUCAUUGAAUCUCAAGGACCGACUUGGUUCUGGGGAUGCGGCAGCGAGCACGCCCAGCUCUACCAGUGGCAGCUCCUGGGUGCCAAGGACAUCUUCAUGGGACACGUCCAGACCGAGACGCCAUACUACCAGUCUAACCCGGACGCAUUGGAGCCAUACGAGAUUGGCAAAUGGCCAUCUGAUCCCACCUUCGAGUCAUGUUCCGACGACCUCUGCCGCAAGGCUUGGGCCAUGAGGAUCAUCAAUUCAACGGACGUCUUCCUCUAUGGUCUCGGCUUCUACUCCUUCUUCGAGAAGUACGAGCUCGGUUGCGCACCCGAGGAAGACUGCCAGAAAGCACUGAUUGAAACAAACUACGCCGCCCGCACGUGGCUGUACAAUAUCUUCACCAAGGGCAACCACGAGAUCGUGUCCCCUAGGGGCUCGCUCUCGCCUAUCUGGUUCAACGAUACGACACGUAACGGAUACACGAGCUCAGUGGCGGCCUGGCUGGCUCUUGCCCUGGGUGGCGAGGACAUUGGUGCCGGCGACGAUCCUUCGGAGUCCGGGUCUGGCGUCGUCUACAUCGACCCCGAGAUCUGGGAUACCGAUCCGGGGGAGACGGCGACGAUUCAGUGCUUCCCUCCUUGCACCUACGUUCUUCCACCCAUCACGCUUCAGCAGCCCACGACCAUCACUUUCAGGCCCUAUACGACGUCUCUCGAGGUCGGCUGGUUCACGAGCACCGAGCUCGAGCAGGGCUACUCUACUAUCACGACUACCGUGUACGUGAGCAUCACCCAGACGACGGUGUUGACGCCGCCGCCCGCCACCUUGACAACGAUACCCGUCCGCAAUAUCAUCAUCAGCGAGAACGUGACCGAGACCACGUUACGUGUCACCCGGAGCAUCGACGUGCCCACAUUCAUCAUCACCAAUCGUCCCAAAUCGACGGAUCCGACAGGGAUCAUCAUACCCCCAAACACCCGGACCAUCACGGCCCCUCCUUGGCCUUGGCCUGAAGACAAGGAUAAUGAUGGUGAAGACGACGACGACGACGACGACGACGACGAUGAUGAUGAUGAUGAUGAUGACGACGAUGACGACAAUGAUGACAAGACCAUUAUUCACAAAGAGGGACCAGACGACCCGACUUGUAGAUCCGGCUGCGGCAAGUUGUGCUUUUUGUUCUGCCAGUUCCCCUGCCUCCUCAGCUGUCCCUGGCUGGACGAAUUUCCACCCGGUUUCCAAGACGGCAUCGACCCCAACAGCCCGCCUCCAACCCCAGUACCCACCAACCCGACCGAACCGGACCGGGACUGUACAACGAAGACCGUUGAAUCCUGUCGUGAGCUCUGCACCGUCUCUCCGACGCGCACUUGCACUUCCAGCUGCAGCGAUGUGGCAACUUGUGUUCCGACCACGGGCAUCCCGGAGACUGUGACCUUAGCGUCGGCAGUAGGCAACACGAUCGACCACACCCGCAUCAGCACCGUCCCGCCGCUCGAGACGCAAAUCAGCUCCGCCCAGAGCGCCAUCUCAUACCUCAGCUCCCGCGGCGACUGGCCCUUCGGAGAGGGAGGCGGUGGUAGCCCGACGACCACGACCACCACACCGCCCACCACCACCCAGGAGCCCGAUUUCCCGUGGCCGACGGCGGAGAACGUCAACGACAUCAGGGCGCUCUGCUUCAGCGGCUACGACAUUGCGGGCCGCGAGAAGUUCAGCAGCGACAUGAGUUUCCAGUCGGCCAACGGCUUCUGCAGCGAGAGCUUCGUCCUGAACCCCGGCGACACGGAGCCGUACCGCUUCUACCACUUCAAUGGGGACUACUGGAUGUGGUCCAUCAUGGGGUGGGCGGAGGACCAGUCGGGCUGCGGCGACAAGGAGAGCCUGGAGCUCGGUCCCAAGACGCAGAAUGGGUACAUUGGGUGCAUUCAAUCGUUGGGUCUGGUCAUGCAGGACUGCGAGGGCCUCGAUUACCCAGACGACGAGAACGUUCACCUGGGCGGAGGCUGGGUGCUGGAUUCGGGGACGGGAUGCGUGCUUGUUCAGCAUUUUGCUACUACUGACCGACAGUGGCGCGCGGCGGAUCCCCAUGACGGGCAGAGAAGGGUUGGGAAUAUCGUCAAGAAUCCGUGGAAAUUCGACGAGAAUUCGCGGCGGAGGCUUCCACCGAACUGGAAUCUCACUUUCGUGCCUCCGCAAGACGUGUCGGGGAGCUGA